This is a messenger RNA of Aureobasidium pullulans EXF-150, 1403 nucleotides long. Its product is annotated as GroES-like protein. Gene Ontology annotation, molecular function: alcohol dehydrogenase (NADP+) activity; zinc ion binding. The record is from RefSeq and is a predicted model, not a curated record. Gene Ontology annotation, biological process: alcohol metabolic process. The transcript has 2 exons. Lineage: Eukaryota; Fungi; Ascomycota; Dothideomycetes; Dothideales; Saccotheciaceae. The coding region runs from base 269 to 1270 and encodes 333 amino acids.
CCGGUUGUUCCAAAUUGCAGGAAAACCCUUGCCCUUUGUUCACCAAUCGAACCUUGCACCAAGAUCGAGUGAAACGUCAUGGCAGAUUGGUAAGACAGAGCACAAGCGAAACGUUGAGGCAUGUCUUUUGUAAGCAAGAUGUGGCGGAGGUGUUAGAAGGGAGUUUCGACUGGUGGGGGAGUUAAUAAGGCCAAUUCUCCAUCUCCUGACAUCUGCUCAUUCCACUUUCAACUUCAUCUUCUCAAUCAUCCCAUAUCACUCCAUCAAGAUGACUUACAACUACACUGUUUUCAAGGGCUCAGAGUCCGGUGCCAUCAAGGAGGCUACCAACACUAAGGAUGCCCUCAAGGGUGACCAGGUCUACCUCAGAGUUACCGCCUCCGGUCUCUGCGGUACUGACUUGCACUACCGCAAGGCUGAUAUGGCCCUCGGCCACGAGGGUGUCGGUAUCGUCGAGGAGACCGGCCCUGCCUGCACCCUUUUGAAGAAGGGUGACCGCGUUGGUUGGGGUUACGAGCACGACUCUUGCUCCCACUGCGAGCAGUGCCUGAAGGGUACCGAGACCUACUGCCCCGAGAGAAAGAUGUACGGUUACGCCGAUGCCGACCAGGGUUCUUUCGCCUCUCACGGUGUCUGGCGUGAGGCUUUCCUCUUCAAGAUCCCCGACAACCUCCCCGACGAGGCUGCUGCCCCUCUUCAGUGCGGUGGUGCCACCGUUUUCCAGGCCCUCCACUUCUACAACACCCAGCCCACUGAGCGCGUCGGUAUCGUCGGUGUUGGUGGUCUCGGUCACUUGGCCAUCCAGUUCGCUACCAAGAUGGGUUGCGACGUUGUCGUCUUCUCUGGUACUGACUCCAAGAAGGAGGAGGCCAAGAGACUCGGUGCCAGCGAGUUCUACGCCACCAAGGGUGUCAAGGAGCUCAAGGACGUCAAGCCCAUCAACCGUCUUCUCGUCACCACCUCCGCCCAGAUCGACUGGAGUGUCUACCUCCCCGUCAUGGCUCCCGGCGGUACCAUCUUCCCUCUCUCCGUUGACGAGGGCGACUUCAAGAUCCCCUACAUGGGCAUGCUCGCCCAGGGUCUUACCGUCCAGGGUUCCAUUGUCGCUCCCCGUUUCGUCCACAAGCGUAUGCUCGAGUUCGCCGCCCACCACCAGAUCAAGCCUAUCACUCAGCACUACGACAUGUCUGUUGAGGGCAUCGAGAAGGCCAUGAAGGACCUCGACGAGGGCAACGUCAGAUACAGAGCUGUCCUGUUCAACAAGAACUAAAAAGUUACGAUUUCAUGUUUUGGAUUGAAUAAUACCCAGCAAGCGAUGUUUGAGUCGUUUGAAGACUAGCAGGGCUAUGUCUUGAGAUCUUUGGUUAUAGAGGAAUGAAAUAAUACCAUUUUCCAUCAUCAGU